Messenger RNA from Centruroides sculpturatus (bark scorpion), 1657 nucleotides. RefSeq lists its product as uncharacterized. The coding region runs from base 45 to 512 and encodes 155 amino acids. The record is from RefSeq and is a predicted model, not a curated record. Lineage: Eukaryota; Metazoa; Arthropoda; Arachnida; Scorpiones; Buthidae. The transcript has 6 exons.
AAGAAUAGGAAACUUAAGAAACAUAGCUCUUAAAAACCUGCAAAAUGCAUUUCGUAGGUUUCUUUUUGAUCCUUUUCCUUUCCUUAUACAAAACUUAUAGCUUAAGUGGAAGAUUAUAUUCGAGUUGUUCGAAAAGCUUAAUAGAUCGAUACUGCGGUGUGAAAAACAAAGCGGCAGUGCUCGAAUGUAAACAAAGGCUUGGAUUUGAAAGAGGUUUGGAAAUAUUUGAAAAUUGUUAUAAUGCAGUUUCUGAAACGGGAAAACUUGAAACCAUAGAAGAGAAAUUAGAAAAAAUUUGUUCUUUGAAUCGUGAUGAAUUUAUAGGCAUUUCUAAUUGUGGUGAAUAUGCAGGAAAAAUAGACCUUCUGAAAACAAGAGGAAAAAUGUACAAUAUUGUUGACCUUUGUUUAUACGUUCAAGAAGUGAUAGAAGAUAAGCUCCUUCAAAGUAUUCUCCUCCCACUGCAAAGUACUUAUGCCAACAUUUCUUCCAAUCCUCAAAACAUGCUUUAAAGUUAAAACCCCUUCAGGACUUGCAGUGAAUUUUGUUUUAUGGCACCAAUCAACUCAAAAUGAUGACCAAGAAGCAGAAAAUUUAGUCAAGGAAGCAGGAAAAAAAUCAUAGUGCCAUAUCAGGUGAAUAUGGAGCUGUUGAACUUUUUGAACAAAAAUGUAUCACAAGAACAUUGUGAGCAGGUACAUUAUUGUGAUACAAAAUCCGUGAGUUUUCUCACCACAAAUCAGGUCAUUUUCUACAAAUUUUUCACACAAUGCAAAAUAGUCAAAUAAUAUUCUUUGUUGACAGUUUGAUUAGUCGGAAGGAACUGUGAUGCACGACACCAUGACAGUCGAAUAAAACAGUCAACAUGACCUAGAUUUUUGACUGACAUAUUUUUGGUCUUGCUUCAUGUUGAGUGCCAUUCACCUGAUUGCUUUUGACACUGAAACAGCUCAACAUAGAUCCAGAUUUCAACACCCAUAAUAAUGCAUUUUAAGAAUGAUUUGCCUUAAAGCAUUUCCUCAUCCACUUGAAUACAUUUUUUAAAAAAUUUAAUGUCUGGAAUGACUCGAGAAGUAACGUGCUGCAAGCCCAAAUAAUCUUUUAAAAUUGCUUGACAAGAUCUGAAUGAUACUGGAAUAUUUUCAAUAAUGUCCCUAAUUGUUUAAUGACAAUCACUCAGCACCAAAUCUCUGACUCAAGUGACAUGUUGUUCAUCUUCCAACAUUCUCUGCCUUUCUUGUACUACUUGAAAGCUUGUUUUUAAUAGACUAUCGUCAAAAGCUUUUUGCAGCAUUCCAAUGUUUUUUUUAGCAGUAAUUCCAUUGCAAAAACAAAAUUUAAUGCAUAUUCUUUUCUCAAUUAUACGCAGUAUUUUGAAAAAUUGCUGGCAAAAAAAUUAUUUGCAAAUAAAUGCUUGUUUUGCAUAUAAACAAAAACAGAUGAUGACAUACAGAUUGCUGCUAGAUGAUGUUAAUAAAAGUUAUAUCAAUUGAAAAAAAAGAAAAAGAAACAACAGCAGCCUCUUGCACAUGCACAAUUUAAAUGAACUCUUCCCAAUAAUUUUUUAUGACAGUAGUACAUAUAUAAAUUUUUUGCUGAUAUUAAAAGAAACUUAUUUGUUUUUUUGUUACUUUCAGUUUUGAGAGAGUUUUUUUUU